UUCGAAAUACUUGACCAUCCCGACCUAGUAAUUUUUCCGACCGAACAUAGAGCCUCUCCAAGUAUUGUUACCAUUGUGGUGGCACCAGCUUCCCGGCGACACUGCAGCGCGGCAGAGCUGUUCUAGGGUUACAGUGCUACCUUACAGAUCGAGUGCAGAGGCAUGGACGGGAACAUGAAGAUUGAUCUCGACAAACUCCCAAUAAAACGACUGCAAGCCAUCGACGAAGCUGGCAACGAACAAUUCCCUGCAGAUAUCGGCUAUGAAGAGAAGCGACUCGACAUGAUCCGGCGUAUUGACUUCUCUUUAGUGGUGGAGAGAGACGCGAAGAAGCAGAACAGCUCCAAGGAGGCGGCCGGGAAUCAGGCGUGGCCGUGGCAGAGCUUGGUGGAGAACCUGCAACUCGCCCAACAAGAACUGUCCAUCAUUCUUGAUCUGAUUAGCACGGUUGAAGCAAACGAUGCUGUUACGGUGGCUGGGAUGCAAAGGCCAAAACAAUUGCCUCAUGAAUCUUUGUCCGAUAUUGCAGUAUCUGCAGCAACAAAAUUACAGCGCCUCCGUCAUCUUGGGAGAUACUUCAAACAAUCUUCUAAAGCUUUGGAGCAGCAGGUGGCAAGAGAAGCAAGAUUUUAUGGAUCAUUGAUAAGACUACAAAGGAACUGGAAAGUGAAAAGGCAGCGUAUAGGACUAUCUGGUCCCGGCAGUGAGAGCUUCACAAUUGAUCUUCUUGAUAACUCAACAGCAGAGUUUAAUUUGUCACAUCGGUCAUCGAAUUUAUCUACAGUUCGCAUCGACCAUGAUCCUGCUGGAAUUCUGACUGUACAGUUUCCUUCGAAGUUGUGUCGAACUUUGUCUGUCCAAUUUCCAGGAUUCCGUUCAAGACGGAAUCAGAAGAGCUUUGUUAAAGGGAAAAUGCUUGAGUUACCCCAUUGCCGUGAGGAAGAUGAGAAAGAGGCUUUGACAGAUGAAAAUGUCAACGAACACGUCAAGGAUUCACAUUUAAUUCUCCGUGAAAUACAUCGGUCGAUUUUUCAAGAGCAGGUUUUUGAUUUGGUUAAUCGUGAGAGCUAUAAUCCUUCACCUGGAGUUAAUGUGAUAGCAAUGCGAGAAGAUCGGUUACACUUAUCAAUUGGUCAAGAAACUUCUGUGUCAUUUUGCCUCUUACAAUCUGUUGAAGAAGAGACUGACUCAAAAGAUCAGGCUCAGAAUAGGGAGAAUAGGAUUUCCAGUCAUGAUUCUUCUGAUUUAGUAACAGGGGAGGACAAAUAUGAUUCUUGUACAAGGAAUUAUCUCAACUUUCCCGAUCCAGUCAGUUUAGAAAUUUUCUUGCAGGAUCUUUUUCAUGAAAAUGUGUUUUUAAAAUCCAAACAGAGAAGCAGUUUUGGUCCUCGACCUCUUGUGUCGGGUCAGACCAUAGGUGAUGGGUGCAGUUUUUUUGGUCAUUUUUGUAUGACAAUUGCCCACAGAUUUUUUUGCAGGAAAGUAAUGUCUAUGCUUGAAGUUCUGGUAGGAGGAGUUCCUUAUCUCCAUUUGUUAUCUCAUCCUACUUGGCAUUCACGGAUAUCUUCAUGGUCACUUUCUUUGAAGGUUCCUCAGACAAUUCUCCAUUCCAGCAGAAGGAUUAAUCCAUCAGGCAGUAACGAUUUGAAGAGCGGGAUUAGGUCUCAGUUUAACACUAAGGUAGUGGUAAAUGAUGACCAGAUUAGUGUGAGUGGAGAAGGAACUCCGGGUAUUGCUGGUUCAUUAAGAGGAGAUUUCACAGAUAGUUGGUCAGUAAACAGUUAUGGCUGUGAUUUGGUUGAUCUUCCUAUGGUUAUUCUGCAUCAGGUUGCCAACCAAAUCAUUCAUUGGCUUCAUGAGGAGGCCUUGAUUGUUGGCAUGAAGGUGAGCAGGGCCUUCCUAUGUCUGUACUUUGAUCUAGACCAGGGGGAAACUCUGGGACUCCUGGCCAAUGUGGACGCUGAAGAUGUUGAAGGUUUUAUCUCGUGGUGGUUGGUUUUUGAUGACGGCUCUAUGGAAGAGGGAAAUUUAGCAGAAAACAGCGUUGAAUCCCGAAACCGUAUAUUUUUGGGACAUCUAUCUCUCGAGGCUUUGUAUUCUACACUCAUGGAUUUCGUCAGUUUUUGUGGCUCUGGUGGAAGCCAUUGAUAACCUGUGCACGCUUGGAAGCUGUAUCGAUGAGGGCUGAAUGUGCAAAAAAAAAUUCAAUCUGAAUACUUCUGGAAGUGUUGGGUUAUCCAAGUGUAUGCAGUAUGCAGUUCUUCACUUAUUUACUACAUGCUUGAGUGUUCUCCUGAAUUGUGCCCAGAUUUUGUUAGAUUGAUAAGUAUAUGUUUUAAAGCUUGUUACUUUAGGCUUUGUUUUAGUAAUUUAACUCUUUUUAUGCAUCAAUUUAUAUAUUUCUAAUGAUAAAUUAAGAU
Messenger RNA from Phalaenopsis equestris, 2420 nucleotides. RefSeq names its product mediator of RNA polymerase II transcription subunit 17. Lineage: Eukaryota; Viridiplantae; Streptophyta; Magnoliopsida; Asparagales; Orchidaceae. The record is from RefSeq and is a predicted model, not a curated record. Gene Ontology annotation, cellular component: mediator complex; core mediator complex. Bases 163 to 2148 code for a protein of 661 amino acids. Gene Ontology annotation, biological process: regulation of transcription by RNA polymerase II. Gene Ontology annotation, molecular function: transcription coregulator activity. The transcript has 8 exons.